Molecule: messenger RNA, 2153 nt
Organism: Culicoides brevitarsis
Lineage: Eukaryota; Metazoa; Arthropoda; Insecta; Diptera; Ceratopogonidae
Gene: AIF
Product: apoptosis-inducing factor 1, mitochondrial
Exons: 6
Coding region: 84-1985 (633 amino acids)
Biological process (GO): mitochondrial respiratory chain complex assembly; apoptotic process
Cellular component (GO): cytoplasm; mitochondrion
Molecular function (GO): protein dimerization activity; FAD binding; NAD(P)H oxidase H2O2-forming activity
Source: RefSeq, a predicted model, not a curated record
AACAUACCAAGUCUGUUUUCCUCUGCAUUUUCUACGAAUUUUCGCGUGAUUUAAGUCAAAAUUGCCAAUAAAACCCGUAAAUUAUGUUGCGACUAGCGAAAUGCAGCCAAAAUCUGUCAAAAUCCGGUCUAAUCGGCAUCUUAAAUGCGCCAAAUUUGCGGAUUUCGGGAACCGUGACAAAACGAACCUUUCUCGUGAGUAGCACAGACUGCAGCAAACGAAAAAAGCCUUUUGACGGAACAAACUACAAUAAGGAAGUUUUAAAGUCCCAUACAACAACUACCUCAUGUCAUCCCGUACGUGAAUUAUCAUCACAACCGCCCUCAGGGCACGACGACAAUAAAUCAAAGUACUUGUUAGCUGCUUUAGUUGCCGGUAUUGGAGGUAUAGGGCUCGCUUAUUACCUCAAUGGAGAUGAUUCGACAUCGACAACGACUCCCGUGUCCGGCGCCAAGACUGAUAUUCCAGCAGUGAAACGCGUGCCUGCCUCUCCCGACGACAUUCCGAAGGAAGUUCCGUAUCUCCUCAUUGGCGGCGGCACUGCGAGCUUCACGGCAUUCCGUGCAAUCAAAUCGAACGAGCCAAAGGCAAAAGUGCUCGUAAUUUCGAACGAAGCUGCCAUGCCAUACAUGCGCCCGCCUCUCUCGAAGGAGAUGUGGUUCAAUAAUGAUCCCGCCGUCAGCGAAAAAUUACGUUUUAAGCAAUGGAAUGGCGCCGAACGCAGUUUAUUCUACGAACCCGAUGACUUUUAUGUCGAUCCAAAGGCAUUGAUGACACAGGAAAAUGGCGGAGUUGCCGUUUGUCGCGGAUAUCAAGUUGUUAAAUUAGAUAUUCCGGCGCACAAAGCGAUUUUGGAUGACGGCACGGAGAUUCGGUAUGGAAAAGUACUGAUUGCGACAGGAGCUCGUCCUCGUAACUUGGAAGUUUUCGAAAAAGCAUCACCGGCGGUCAAACAAAAGCUCAGUUAUUACAAAAGUGUCUCGGAUUUCAAGAAUUUGCAGAAAAUUGUCGACAAAUCGAGCAGUAUUGCCGUUAUUGGAGGCGGAUUUCUCGGAAGCGAAUUGUCUGUUGCGCUCUCUCAUUACGGAAAAAGCAAAAAAUUGAAUGUGCAUCAAGUUUUUACGGAAAAAGGAAAUAUGGGAAAAGUCCUGCCCGAAUAUCUAAGUCAAUGGACAACGGAACGCGUGAAAGAAGAAGGAGUUGAUGUACUUGCGAGCACGGAGAUCAAGUCAGUUGAGGUUCAGGACAAGAAAUUAAAAAUUGAAUUGAAUAAUGGACGAACGCUAAUCGUGGAUCAUGCAAUUGUUGCUGUCGGUUCGGAGCCUAAUACAGACUUGGCAAAGUCCUCAGGACUCGAAGUCGAUAAAACUCAAGGCGGAUUCGUGGUAAAUGCUGAAUUGGAAGCCCGUCAUGACGUUUUUGUCGCGGGAGACGCUUCAUGCUUCUACGAUAUGAAGUUGGGACGACGAAGGGUUGAACAUCACGAUCAUGCCGUUGUAUCGGGAAGACUUGCGGGAGAGAAUAUGGUUGGAUUGCACAAACCAUUCACGCACCAAAGCAUGUUCUGGUCAGAUUUGGGACCAAAAGUCGGCUACGAAGCAAUUGGCAUUUGCGACGCUUCGUUACCAACGACAGGCGUUUUUGCCAGAGAAAGCCCUUCUGAUACUCCAGCAGCUGCAAAUAUGGAAGAUAAAUUACAAGCAACGACGGAACAAUCGGAUAAACCAACAACGGACAAAAAACCUGAAGCAACUCCCGCUAAAUCAACGACGCAAGAAAAACCCGCGGAAAAAGACGAUUUCGGUAAAGGAGUAAUUUUCUACUUGAAUGAAAAUGAUCGUGUCGUUGGUAUUUUACUGUGGAACGUAUUUAAUCGCAUCAGCAUCGCACGAAAAAUUCUCGCACAAGACACGAAAUACGACGACUUGAACGAAGUGGCAAAACUCUUCGAUUUGUAUGAUAUUCAGGAUCAAGGAACGCAAUAAAUUUAGCAUUUAUUUCAUGGAAACCCAUUUUUUAUGUUUAUAUUUACCCCAAAAUUAACAUGCGCUUAUGUAAUAAUUCGAGAUUUUUUUAUUUGUUGAAGCAGCUUGAGAAAAAAAAAAUUAUUUGCAGACGAUGUACUCUAAUAAAAUGAAUAAAAUUAAUAAUUU